Messenger RNA from Camellia sinensis, 1024 nucleotides. NCBI's taxonomy places the organism in Eukaryota, Viridiplantae, Streptophyta, Magnoliopsida, Ericales, Theaceae. The record is from RefSeq and is a predicted model, not a curated record.
GGUGAGAUUGCAGGAUAUCCUGAUGCUCCUGUGGCAGAGGGUAGCCCUGAGCCUCUAAAGGGUGGAACACCAGAUGUUGCAUACUUCAUUCACGGUUUAGAUGGAUUAGGGGACACAAAUUUACCUCCUCCAAAAUCCAAGAAAAUUGAGAAGACUGCAUCAGAAUUUUUGGUGGAUAUGGUUUCUGAAUAUCCUGGCCAAGUAUCUAUACUGGCACUUGGACCAUUGACAAAUUUGGCUUUGGCUGUCAAAAAGGACUCAUCCUUUGCAAGCAAGGUGAAAAGAGUGGUCAUCCUUGGCGGAUCUUUCUUUGCAUUGGGAAAUGUCAAUCCUGCUGCUGAAGCAAAUAUUUAUGGUGACCCAGAAGCAGCUGAUAUUGUGUUUACAUCUGGGGCAAAUAUUGUUAUUACUGGCAUAAACAUUACAAGACAAGUCAUAAUGACAGAUGCUGACCUUGAUGAAUUGAGGCUGUCUGAGGGAAGACAUGCUCAAUUGUUAAGCACUAUGUGCAAAUUUUACAGAGAUUGGCAUGUUGAGUGUCUUGGAGUCUAUGGGAUUUUCCUCCAUGACCCAGUCAGUUUUGUGGCACUAGUUCGACCUGACCUCUUUACAUACAAGAAGGGGGUUGUGCGAGUUGGAACAGAGGGGAUAUAUAUGGGGCACACACUGCUGGACCAUGAACAAAAAUGGGAUUCAAGCAACCCAUGGUCAGGAUAUGCCCCUGUUUCAGUGGCGUGGACGGUUAAUGUGGACGAAGUUCUUGAUUAUAUUAAGAAACUGUUGAUGGAACCAUGAAAUCUUUUGAAGUUGUGCUCGACACCCACUGAAGAUGUCAAAUACUAAGAAAAUAAAUGUUGGGUUGUCUUCAUUUUCUACUUGAGAUCCCUUGCACUGUUAGUGACAAACCAAAUUUGGGGGGUUGAGUUCUAGUUUGCCGGUCUCCCAUAGCUGAAAGUUUGCUGUAAUAUAUGAAAUAUAUAAACGCAUUUACUUAAUUUACAUCAAUCAAAGUAAAGAUUUUACG